Suillus subaureus is the source of this 1598-nucleotide messenger RNA. RefSeq lists its product as uncharacterized. The record is from RefSeq and is a predicted model, not a curated record. Gene Ontology annotation, molecular function: protein binding. The coding region runs from base 446 to 1360 and encodes 304 amino acids. NCBI's taxonomy places the organism in Eukaryota, Fungi, Basidiomycota, Agaricomycetes, Boletales, Suillaceae. The transcript is spliced from 2 exons.
UUGUGAAUAAAUUGUAUGUAAACAACUAUUUAAUUUCCCCCGAAUGAGUGGUGUAAUCCCAUAUCUCCAAUAAUAUCCUGGGGAUAAGGAAGGACAAGAAGACCCUUUGGAGGUCCGGGCAAUAAAAAGGUGUUUCUUGCACGCUAUGUAUAGGAAUACAUAUGAGCUAGAAUCCGUCGGACAAACCCCUUGCUGUAUCAGUCUCCCAUCCUGCCAGUGUGCCAAGAAGGGGGAAAUAAAAGAUACCCUCGGACGCGAUAUACAUAGCCAUGAUGAGAAUGAAGUAAUGAAGGCCUAAAAGGCAGGGUCUUUGGAAGCGAACAGGCCCAUGAGGCGAGGAGCAACGCAAGGCUGUUGCUAAAUCCACCAAUUAACUUCUGCUUGGAUCAAAUUACUUAUAAGAUUCCGAAUUGCAUUUUUGUCGUAUUUCCCUCGCCUCCUCACAAUGCCCAGCGAAGCCAAAGCGCCAUUCAACAAUGCAAAGGCAGACAUUAUCCUGUGUUCCUCAGACAAUGUCUACUUCCGCGUCUUCCGCUGCAUGCUCGCACUUACCUCUCCAUUCUUCGAGGCGAUGUUCAACCUUCCUCAACCAGGAAGGAAUCACUCUAACAGCGAGAUGUUCGACGGUCUAGAUGUAAUUCAGGUGUCGGAGAACAGCAGGACACUCGACAUGCUACUGAGAUUUUGUUAUCCGGCAGCGGUGAAAGAUCCUGGUUUGGAGGACAUGAAUGAUGUGGAGGAAGUCCUAGAGGCUGCAAUGAAGUACGGAAUGGAAGAUGUUGAAGAGAGGGUGAGGAAAGCCAUGGUUGCCCCGUCCCUCCUAGAGAACAACCCCGUGCACAUCCUUGCGAUUGCAUGUCGAUUUGGUCUUAAACCGGAAGCCAGGACUGCGGCAAGAUAUUCGCUUCAUCACACGGCCCCAACACAUGAUACCCUCGCUGCAGCACACCUUCCUAAUAACGUUAUUCAGGGUCUUGUCGCAUACCGCUCAAGGUGCAGCCAAGCCGCCAGAACGCUUUGCGACAAUCUGGACUGGCUGGAACAAUCGCAGACCCACAGUUUCUACGAAUGGUGGACAAACUGCUGUCCGUGUAACUCGAAGGCGGACGUCAGAUACCUGACACAUGGAACUUAUCCACGGGAGUGGUGGGCAGAUUACAUGGAUGAGACAUCUGUUGCUUUGGAAGAGUCUCCUUGUGGUGCAGCAUUGACGAAAAACUUGGCAAAAGCUGUCGGAAGGGCAAAUAGUUGUCCCUCAUGUCGACGGCGGGCGCAAGGCCAAAUGGUUCAGUUCACUGGAACUUUUGCUCGGGAAUUGGACAGAGUCAUUGCCGAGAUCGCUUUAGAUAUCGCCAUCUGAUGGAUGGUUGACACGAUUACCUGGGCUGUGCACUUGCGCGUCAAAAAUCAGCGGGGACCGCUAGGUUCGGCUGUUUUGUUCAAUCUGAGUCAUCACAGUCGAAUCAGCUUAGAAUUGCCCUGCUAUCAAGGACUUACUAGUAGAGCCAGCAUCUGCCGGUCGGAUAGCGUAUAAGUACUCCUGGUGAGUUAACAUAUGAUAGAUAUUUAGACUGUAGAGAACUUUCCAUCUAAUGACA